GCUUUCCACCGCCACUCCAUAUUUUCCAAUUUCCAUUUCCAUUUUCUUCAAACCCGAUUCUCUCUCUCUCUCUCCCUCUGCCGGAGAUCUCGGAUUUUGAAUUUGUUUCCUACAUCGCCGUUCCUUCGAUUACUCGUCGGAUCAAAUCGAUCUGAUCUGACUUUCUCUUGACGGAUUUCGAUCUUUGAUUCCUAAAAAUGGAGAAUCUCAUCUCUCUUGUUAAUAAAAUUCAGAGGGCAUGUACGGCGCUUGGUGACCAUGGCGAAGCUAGCGCAUUGCCUACACUAUGGGACUCCUUGCCGGCUAUCGCCGUCGUCGGUGGCCAAAGUUCGGGCAAAUCUUCAGUGUUAGAAAGCAUUGUCGGCAAGGAUUUCUUACCUCGUGGAUCUGGUAUUGUUACUAGGCGUCCUCUUGUCUUGCAACUUCAUAAAAGCGACGAGGGAAGCAGAGAGUAUGCAGAGUUUCUCCACCUUCCCAGGAAAAGAUUUACUGAUUUUGUUGCUGUCAGGAAGGAAAUUCAAGAUGAAACAGAUCGAGAGACUGGCCGCUCUAAACAAAUUUCCAGUGUCCCAAUUCAUCUCAGUAUAUAUUCUCCUAAUGUUGUAAACUUGACACUUAUUGAUCUUCCUGGGCUUACAAAAGUAGCUGUUGAGGGCCAACCAGAGAGUAUUGUUCAAGAAAUUGAAAUGAUGGUUCGCUCCUAUAUUGAAAAGCCUAAUUGUAUUAUACUUGCUAUUUCACCCGCCAAUCAAGAUUUGGCGACAUCGGAUGCGAUUAAAAUUUCUCGUGAAGUUGAUCCUACUGGGGAGAGAACUCUGGGUGUCUUGACGAAGAUUGAUCUCAUGGAUAAGGGAACAGAUGCUGUUGAUAUUUUGGAAGGCAAAGCUUACAGGCUGAAGUUUCCUUGGGUUGGUGUUGUGAAUCGUUCACAAGCAGACAUCAACAAAAAUGUUGACAUGAUUGCAGCUAGGCGUAGGGAGCGUGAAUAUUUUGCUAGCACUCCUGAAUACAAGCACCUCGCCCAUAGGAUGGGCUCUGAGCAUCUAGCAAAGGUCCUUUCAAAGCAUCUAGAAACGGUGAUCAAGUCCAAAAUCCCCGGCAUUCAAAACCUUAUCAACAAGACCAUUUCAGAACUUGAAUCCGAACUAAGCCGUCUUGGAAGGCCUGUUGCAAAUGAUGCUGGGGGUAAACUAUACAUGAUUAUGGAGAUUUGUCGGGCUUUUGAUCAGAAUUUUAAAGAGCACCUUGAUGGCGUGCGUCCUGGUGGUGAUAAAAUUUACAAUGUCUUUGAUGACCAACUUCCUGCUGCGCUGAAGAGGUUGCAGUUUGACAGGCAACUGUCAAUGGAAAAUGUAAAGAAGCUUAUUACUGAAGCUGACGGAUAUCAACCUCAUUUAAUAGCUCCUGAACAAGGAUAUCGUCGUCUUAUUGAAUCUACUUUAGUUACUAUUAGAGGCCCAGCUGAGGCAUGUGUUGAUGCGGUUCAUGCCAUAUUGAAGGAUCUGGUUCACAAAGCGAUGGGUGAAACUCUAGAAUUAAAGCAGUAUCCUGGUCUUAGAGUGGAGGUAGGAAACGCAGCUAUUGAAUCCCUAGAAAGAAUGAGGGAGCAAAGCAAAAAGGCUUCACUUCAGCUUGUGGAUAUGGAGUGUAGCUACCUGACUGUUGAUUUCUUUCGGAAGCUUCCUCAAGAUAUUGAAAAGGGAGGCAACCCUACGCAUUCGAUUUUUGACCGAUACAAUGACUCAUAUCUAAGGCGUGUUGGAACAACGGUGCUAUCUUAUGUCCAUAUGGUUUGCGCAAGCUUACGGAACUCGAUUCCCAAGUCCAUUGUUUACUGUCAAGUACGAGAAGCCAAAAGAAGCCUCCUCGACCACUUUUUCACUGAUUUGGGAAAACUAGAGCAAAAGCGCCUAUCAUCAUUGUUGAACGAGGAUCCAGCGAUCAUGGAACGGCGUACUGCCCUAGCAAAGAGGCUCGAGUUAUACAGAAGUGCACAAGCAGAAAUCGACACGGUUGCUUGGUCAAAGUAAGAUUGUUACAUGUAUAAUAUCUUUUUCAGUAUGUGGAAUGUGGGAGGGAGGGGAGAUGGCAGCAGCACAGUUCUUUCAUUCAUACAUUGCGGGGAAGAAGGUUAGCUGGAUAAGCUGAUUUUUGUUGUAUUCAGUUUCCGACGCUAUAUAAAGAAGUUAUUUUUGCCAUCUUUCUUCAAGCCCCCCUUUGGGGAAUAUAUGGAGUACCAUUACACAAUAUUAUAUGAAGGAAAUACCUGCCAUUUUUUUUUUC
Molecule: messenger RNA, 2283 nt
Organism: Cucumis melo (muskmelon)
Lineage: Eukaryota; Viridiplantae; Streptophyta; Magnoliopsida; Cucurbitales; Cucurbitaceae
Product: dynamin-related protein 5A
Exons: 16
Coding region: 198-2030 (610 amino acids)
Biological process (GO): receptor-mediated endocytosis
Cellular component (GO): cytoplasm; microtubule; plasma membrane
Molecular function (GO): microtubule binding; GTP binding; GTPase activity
Source: RefSeq, a predicted model, not a curated record